AUCAUCAUGUGUCAUAAAGUCUUUUACAGUUCCUGGUGUCAUUUCUUUCAGAUGGGUGAUUAUUACAGACCUAGAGUAGAGAACUUUAAAGAAGUGGUGGUCAGAAGUAUCAGCCCAGGAAGUUUCUUGACAAGAUCCUCCACCAACUCUGUGAAAUACCUUUCCAAUAGUUCAGAUUCAGGACAUCUUCGGGCCAGAUUCCCUCCUUUCCAAGUGGCAGAGAUAAAACUAAGGACAGAAGACACAACUGUCAGAUCAAGAAGAGUGGGAGUCAAUGUCGAACAUGAAGUCAUUCUGGAGAUCCCCAAUAAACCGGGCUAUCAGGAAGUAUAUGCAAAUGAUACUGAGGCAGUUAAGAAGGCUGUUGAGGAUCUUAUUGGCUGCUUUGAAGAUUGUCCAAGUUUCAAUGUGACAGUGGAGCCCACGGUGACACCUACAGAACAGGACCAUGAAUUGGCCUGUGCACAAACGGUGGAAGAUACAGCUAUUCUUCAAUACUUUGAGCCUUUGGAUGUAAAUGGGAUGCUAGCUUGUGUGACUCCCUGCCACCCGCGACAUUCAACCCCAAAAACAUGUCAUAACAAGGGAUUGUGCAUGGUGUUUAAAGGGACAGGACCCAUCUGCUAUUGUCUAAACUCGUCCUCUACCUGGUACCUGAGCGAUGACUGCAGCCUGCCCAUACAGAAGACGGCGCUCUUCGUCGGGCUCAGUGUGACACUCGCUGUUCUCUUGUUGCUGGUAGGAGUCCUUUCAGCGUUCGCACUGAGGAACAAAUACAGAGAGAAGAGGAGCAGGGAUUUGAACGAGGAGAUGGUGAAUCGGUGGUUGGACGCAGACUUUGAGUGGUUCAGAUCAGACCUUCACAGAGCUGAGGUCUACAGAAACCCCUAUGCUCGGGAUGAAGCAACCGGCUACAGAGAAGAACCAGAUGUUAACAGACAACCUUCACCUGCCCACCAGCCAACCCAUCCAGCUCCACAGAAUAACUUCAGACAAUCAGCCAGAACAUCCUCGCCAUCACAAUCAGCUCAUGGACACAUAACCCCGCCUAAUAUGGCUGGAUACUCAGCCAACCAGCCGAUGAGGAUCAAAAGGCCUCAGAUCAGGCCAUCCUUGGACGACUGAGCAGUGCAAUAAAAACUAGGUCUUAGAAAAUAAACUGUUAGUGUGGCAACAAAGGUUUUUAGCCUCCUGCACAAGCAGCCAAGAGAAGAGGAAAACCGAACUCCAAUACUGGCUAAACUCAAUGCUGUCACAAAAGAAACUCUGACAUUAUUAUAGUUUAAAAUGCUCCUCUGAGCUGAGGACAGAGGAUAGAGAGGGAAAUCAGGAGAGAGAUGGGGGAAUGGCAUGCAGGAAAGGAGCUGCAGGUCAGACUUGAACCUGGGCAGCUUAACUGCAAAACCAAAGUGUGCACAUACAGGGUGCGACUAAUAAUCUCUUUUGGAUUAUCUUUAUUUAUUUAUUUAUACUUUGUCUUGUGUUGACUGGGUGUGACCCACUGAAAUGAAAUAUUGCUUCUUCAAAGAGACCUGUCAGCAAUUCAGAGCAACAAUAUCAUGCAAACUUAUCUUUCUUUACCUGACUGCUGCUUUUGACACAACCAACCUCACUGAUAUUGCCUUUUCCUAACCCCAAUAUUACCUCACUGACAAACAACAAUUCAUUCAUCACUGCACUUCCUGCGUAGCUUCUCUGACUAAAGCUGUUCCCCAAGGUCCUCGUUUUUUUUUAAUUAUAUUUACUUAAUUCCCUUCAAUAUCAUCCAUCACCAUGGGCUGCUUUCACUGCUACGCCAUGGACAUCCAGCUCUACUUCUCCAACCAAUUCCAUUGCCACAGAAACAAAUCCUGCUCCUUACCCAAAACUGAGCCAGGCAGAACCAAACAACAAACCUUGGGGGACAGUUCCUUCUCUACAGCUCCCCCCUCCUCUGGAACUUUCUCCCUACAUAUAUUCAAGACUGCAGUGACCUAUCCAGAGUCAAAUGACUGUUUUACAUAAGAUGUUAAGUGGGAUUGUACUGUUUUCAUGCUGUUGCUAUGUUGUUGUUUACUUUAACAAAUAUUUUUAACAAAUGUACUUGUGUUUUUGAGUACCUGAAAGGCUCUUUAAAAAUAAGAUGUAUUAUUUAAAUGUAUAUAAAUAAUAAGUAUUAAGAUGAUCAGAUAUUAACAUUAACAUUUAGAUAUCCUGAUGAUUUCAACAGAGAAUUAAAUACUUUCUGAGGCUUGUCCAUGCAGCUAAAAAGCCUUCUUUCUCAAUUUAGUUAUUUGAAAACAGAUAUUGAACAAAUUCCAGAGAGCAAAGGUUCUUAUUUCCAUCCUUCAAGAUUUAAAAGAGAAUAAGCAAAGAAUACAGUUUUUCAAUAAUCUCAGUGUGCCCUUUUACAUACAAAUAAUGCAAUGCUAAAGAGGAACAGAUCUGGGCAGAUCUGUAAAAGGCAGACUAAUCAGCAUAGUGAUAAAUAGCAGAUUUGAAAUAUUCAGUAUGUAAACUAUGAACAACAGUGGGCCUAAUAAUGAGCCAUUUGGUAUCCUAGCAUUUUCUGCAAUCCUAUCUCCUGCUCAGGUCCUGUUUCAGAUACUGGUGCAUUAUUAUUACAAAGUAAAAGUCCCAUUUUCACAAAAUUUCUGUAUCUUCGAGGACAGAAACUUUGGUCUCUAUUAUAACACCCACUUAAACAGGAUCAAAAGGAAUCCUGAACAUGAAUGAUAGACAUGGUUAAUGUAGGAAACAGCCAGAAAACUUAAUUAUCCUAAUCAUGAUAUUUGAAUCAAUCGAAUCAAUCAAAUCUCAUGGACUACUUGGUGAAAGGUUAAAUAAAUGAAAUAACAGAAUAAGGUGAUAAAUACAGAACAAUGGAUUAUUUAUGAUGUAAUUUUUAACUGUUAACAAUGUUCAAUGCUUUAAUAUGUUUGAUGCACUUUAUGUUAAUAAAUUUUUU
Molecule: messenger RNA, 2947 nt
Organism: Cheilinus undulatus (humphead wrasse)
Lineage: Eukaryota; Metazoa; Chordata; Actinopteri; Labriformes; Labridae
Exons: 10
Coding region: 7-1125 (372 amino acids)
Source: RefSeq, a predicted model, not a curated record